GGCAGGGCGGCGCUUUCCGCGGAGAGCUGGGCUGAGGACAGGGCGGCUUCCCCGGGCUUCGGCAAACAUGGACAGCCAAGGACGGAAAGUGGUGGUUUGUGACAACGGCACCGGGUUCGUGAAGUGUGGCUAUGCAGGCUCGAAUUUCCCCGAGCACAUUUUCCCGGCGCUGGUGGGGAGGCCCAUCAUCCGCUCCACAGCCAAAGUGGGCAACAUCGAGAUCAAGGACCUGAUGGUGGGGGACGAAGCCAGUGAGCUGCGCUCCAUGCUGGAGGUGAACUACCCCAUGGAGAACGGCAUCGUACGUAACUGGGACGACAUGAAGCAUCUGUGGGAUUACACCUUCGGCCCCGAAAAGCUCAACAUCGACUCGCGCAACUGCAAGAUCCUCCUCACCGAGCCCCCUAUGAACCCCACCAAGAACCGGGAGAAGAUCAUUGAGGUGAUGUUUGAGACGUACCAGUUUGCUGGUGUUUACAUCGCCAUCCAGGCCGUGCUCACACUCUAUGCUCAAGGUCUGCUGACCGGUGUGGUGGUGGACUCCGGUGAUGGUGUGACUCAUAUCUGUCCGGUGUACGAGGGCUUCUCUCUCCCUCACCUCACACGUCGUCUGGACAUCGCAGGCCGAGACAUCACACGCUACCUCAUCAAGCUGCUGCUGUUGAGGGGUUACGCCUUCAACCACUCUGCAGACUUUGAGACAGUGAGGAUGAUGAAGGAGAAACUGUGCUACGUGGGUUACAACAUUGAGCAGGAGCAGAAACUCGCUCUGGAGACCACUGUGCUGGUCGAAUCCUACACCCUACCAGACGGAAGAGUAAUAAAGGUGGGAGGUGAACGGUUUGAGGCUCCAGAGGCGCUCUUCCAGCCACACCUGAUCAACGUGGAGGGGGUGGGCGUUGCUGAACUGCUCUUCAACACCAUCCAAGCGGCCGAUAUCGACACCAGGGCUGAGUUCUAUAAGCAUAUCGUUCUGUCCGGAGGUUCUACGAUGUAUCCUGGUCUGCCAUCUCGCCUGGAGCGUGAACUCAAGCAGCUUUACUUGGAGAGAGUGCUAAAAGGAGACGUAGACAAGCUCUCGAAGUUUAAGAUCCGUAUUGAAGACCCUCCUCGUCGUAAGCACAUGGUGUUUUUGGGCGGAGCUGUGCUGGCUGACAUCAUGAAGGAUAAAGAUAAUUUCUGGCUGACUAGAGAAGAGUACCAGGAGAAGGGCAUGCGUGUGCUGGAGAAACUUGGCGUGACCGUCAGAUAAACCACACACACACGCGGAGAGUCAUGUGCACACACACUUGAAUUAAAUUCACGUACGCAAACACAAACAGGGUGGCAUUUUGGCAGUGUAUAAAUGGGGAAUAAUACAGUUGGAAUAAAAUAUACUUGAUUGUAAUAAUCAAAUACUUGAAUUUUACAGUUUCCAGUCUAAAGUGCUAUUCAGAUGGGAUUAGUUGUAUAUGGGAAGGUGGGCUAAUGUAAUUUCACCACAGGACGUCUGUAAUGUUUAUGACCGAUUGUGCAGGAUAAGAAAUCUCAGUGUAGCCUACAGAGAUUGACCCCUAGACUUACUGUUGUUAUUAAACGUAAGGUAAUAAAGGUUAAAUAUGAAUAAAAAGGGAA
Colossoma macropomum (tambaqui) is the source of this 1614-nucleotide messenger RNA. It is a transcript of the gene actr2a, whose product is annotated as actin related protein 2a. Gene Ontology annotation, biological process: Arp2/3 complex-mediated actin nucleation. The transcript has 9 exons. Gene Ontology annotation, cellular component: Arp2/3 protein complex; actin cortical patch. Lineage: Eukaryota; Metazoa; Chordata; Actinopteri; Characiformes; Serrasalmidae. The coding region runs from base 68 to 1252 and encodes 394 amino acids. Gene Ontology annotation, molecular function: actin filament binding. The record is from RefSeq and is a predicted model, not a curated record.